Messenger RNA from Coniophora puteana RWD-64-598 SS2, 1143 nucleotides. RefSeq lists its product as uncharacterized. The coding region runs from base 43 to 1143 and encodes 366 amino acids. The transcript is spliced from 4 exons. NCBI's taxonomy places the organism in Eukaryota, Fungi, Basidiomycota, Agaricomycetes, Boletales, Coniophoraceae. The record is from RefSeq and is a predicted model, not a curated record.
AGGACAUGUUAGAACCCUGACGUCCUGUCCACGAGAGAAAUCAUGCCCCCGCGAUAUGCCCAGAGACCUCGCCAACUCGCACCGCCAGCCGCCUCAUACCAGCCCACCAUCGCAGACGUUCUUCAAGUCAAAGAAUUUCUCGGCUGUCCGCCUAUCUCAUUCCCUGUCGAGCUGAUCGACGUUCUCCUCGACGAUGCGGAUUAUUGGCCGCACAGCACCUUCGUAAUCGACCGGAGCGAAAGUGUUGGAUUAAACAUAUCAGACAAGAUCUGGGCCCGCACGCCGACAUUAGUAGAUUUGUGCUGCGAGGGAGAGGUCUUCGAGGGAGACGACGAAGACCCAGGUAUACAAAGCGACGAAGACCUGGGAAUACAAAGUGACGUGACGCGGCAGCUCGGAGCCCUGUCACUCGAGCACGAUCCGCCCGGUCCCCCAAGCGGAACAAGUAUUAGCAACUCCUCAUCGCAUGAAACCGGAAGAGUUACAGCCAGCCCACGGGGCUCACAUCCCUGCCGCAAGAUCGUGUUCGAGCUCUGGAGCCACGACCAAGGCUACUCGCACGACACCCACCUCUACGGCACAUACGACCACACCUGGACGUGGUUCGAAGUCAGCGUCGAGCAUUCCGGAGAAGGAUAUGGCGGAGCCCGCGCGGCGGAGGGAAAACACCCACUUCAUCCUCGGCCGGGACAUCUACAGCGAAACGUGCACGCCAAGUCGGAAGAUACGCACCAUGUCGUCGCGUGGCAUUGGCGCGAUAGGAUCAUGAAGGGAUCGGCGAAGGCACAAGAGCUGGGGAUGCGUGGGAGGGGGUGGAGGUCCGGGGACGGAGUGAUUGUGAGAGAUUUUAAAAAAGGAGAUCGGCUUGUGCUGUGGAUGCAUGCGCGGUUUCCUGGGUGGAUCGGGUUUUGGACCGUAGAGGGGUAUAUGGUGACGUACCAAGUUGAACAAGUACAUCAGGAUGAUGUGCGAGGAGAUUAUGAGAUCAUGAUUCGAACUCUGCUGAGGCUGCUCAAAAUCUUCCCAGAUCUUCCUCCGCCACACCAGUUCAAGGAUAACGCAUCAGGGAAGAAGAUGCAAACCGAGUCGCGGGCUGGCUCGAAGUUCGAACGUGCUGCUGUCCAGCUCAACAUUCGGAUGUGA